AUGUACAAAUCAUUUCGUCAUCUGUGGAUUAUUUUGUGUAUCAUACAACACUUCUUACCAUAUGCCGAAACGCAAAUCACUGAUGAUUGGUUAGAUCCAUUGAGUAUGGACGAAGCGUACCUAACGAUUAUCAAUAGAAAUGCAUCUUUUCCAAUCCAACUUCAGAUUAGAUUGAUCGUCUGUGAAGAAUGUAAUUCUACAGUUAUACCUGAGUCUAGUACACAGCCGGGUGCUAAUACAACGAUCAUUGUCAGUACAACAUAUGCUCAAGAUAUCGAAGUAAUUUCUGAAAUCACAAACGAAAUCUUACUAUGCCAAAUAAAAGCGCACAAGUUCGCUGAACAUGCAUUCUACACACUCGAAAUAUUCCAUGACAGUCCACUGUCGUGUACGAUAACUCAAACAAAAGGUGGAAGUUACUACUGGCUACCCGUCAUUAUCGGUAUGGGAAGUAUGCUCGCACUGGUUAUAGCCAUUCAAGUAUGGAAGCGUAUCACACAACAUUCAUGUUGCUCCCGGUUAUUACCGAAUCGAUUUCGAACAACGACAGAUGGAGAUUAUACUAUUUCACUUCCAAAAAGUCCAACAACAACUGUCAAUGACCCGAAUGAUGAUAUUAUUAAUACGCUGUCAGCAGGCAGUGAACUACCAUUAGUAGGAUCGACUCGAUUGUCGAAUAAUUCUGUUCGAAUAACGAAAGUUUUACCUAAAAGAUUACGUUCAUUGGACACAUUUCGCGGAUUUUCACUUAUGGUCAUGAUCUUUGUCAACUAUGGAGGUGCUGGCUAUCCGUUUUUCAAACAUUCAAUUUGGAACGGUCUAACCUUAGCUGAUAUGGUAUUUCCAUGGUUUACUUGGAUGAUGGGUGUAUCAAUUGUCCUUUCACAACGAUCUCUACGAGCAAAGAAUGUGCGAAAAGCAUCGAUUCUCUACAAAAUCUGUCGCCGAACGUUAGUACUAUUCGUUUUAGGCAUAAUGCUACAAGGUGGUAAUGAUCGAUGGGUUAAUAUUCGUAUUUUCGGAGUUCUUCAACGAUUAGCCGUAUGUUAUUUUAUUACAGCUAUCAUAGUACUAAUCUUUGAUGAUACAGAAGAUGAGCCGUAUUCAUCUGAAUGGCCCAUAGGAAAUGACGUUCAUCAACGAUUCCGAGUUGAAUUGUCCAAUACAUUGUUUCAUUUUUGGCCACAGUGGCUCUUCGUCCUAUUGUUAACAGUUGCAUGGAUUUUAAUCACUUUUUUCGUGAAAUUUGAAAAUUGUCCUAGUGGUUAUUUAGGUCCAGGAGGAAAGCACCACCAUGGAGAGAAAAGAAAUUGUACAGGAGGCAUUGCUGGAUACAUCGAUCGACUAAUCCUCGGAGCUUCACAUGUAUUUAAUCAUCCCACGUGUAAAGGUGUCUACGAGACUGAAAUGCCAUUCGAUCCCGAAGGUAUUUUGGGUAUUUUAACUGGAACACUUCUGUGCUAUCUCGGUGUCCAAGCUGGACAUAGUUUUGCACAUGCCACACGUAUAGUUCGUGUUUGUGCACAUUGGAUUAUUUCUGGUCUCGUUUGCGGAGGAAUUGGUUUAGCUUUAUCGAAAGGUGGUCAAUCUGACAGUUGGAUACCGAUCAAUAAGAAUCUUUGGUCACUUAGUUUUAUACUGGUUCUGGCUAGUUUGGCGUUCUUCAUUUUAACUUUACUUUAUUUACUUGUCGAUGUUUACAGUGGGUUUACGGGUGAGCCCUUUUUAUGGUUGGGAAUGAAUUCGAUCGUUAUCUAUGUUGGUCACGAAGUGUGCGGAAAGCUCUUUCCCGUACAAUUUCGAGUCGAAGAAACACGACAUUGGCAAUUGAUGAUUAUGCAUCUAUACGGAGUCAUCUUCUGGAUCAUUGUAGCCGGUGUUAUGUAUCGAAAAAAGACAUUUAUUGCUAUUUAA
This is a messenger RNA of Adineta ricciae, 1914 nucleotides long. Lineage: Eukaryota; Metazoa; Rotifera; Eurotatoria; Adinetida; Adinetidae. The record is from the annotation of a GenBank genome assembly.